Salvia hispanica is the source of this 934-nucleotide messenger RNA. RefSeq names its product VQ motif-containing protein 4. Lineage: Eukaryota; Viridiplantae; Streptophyta; Magnoliopsida; Lamiales; Lamiaceae. The record is from RefSeq and is a predicted model, not a curated record.
UGGACAAUCACUCCUCAGCCUUCCAAAAACCAGACAACUACAUGAGAGAGAGAAAUACUAGUAGUAAAAGAGCGUAGUAAAGAGAGAGAGGGAGAGAAUAUGUGAGUGUGUACAGUAGAACUACAAUUGAAACCAAAACAAAACAACCUUUCUUGUUUUUCACUUAUUCAUUCAUCACUUUUCUCGAAACCCUCUCUCUCUCUCUCUUUCUCUCUCUCUCUAUCCAAGAUGGAAAUGAGCUCAGCAUCAUCACCAAGAGAGAAGAAGGCCUCUCCCACAAACAGCUCCAGCAGCAGCAGCAUCAAUGCCUCCCCACUCCCCCUCCCCCUCCCCACCCCACCCCACACCCCAACCCCAAAGCCCAGAUCCCACGACGCCAACAAUCCCUACCCAACCACCUUCGUCCAAGCCGACACCACCACCUUCAAACAGGUCGUCCAAAUGCUAACCGGAUCCCCCAAACCCGAUCCAUCUCCCACGCCUCCUCGCUCCGGCUCCGGCUCUGGCAUCGGCAUUCCACCCAUCAAGAGCACCAAUCAGAAGAAGCAAGGCUUCAAGCUCUACGAGCGCCGCAACAGCCUCAAGAACGGCCUCAUCAUCAACACCUUUUCCCCCAAUUAUUCGAAUUCCAAUUCCAAUUCCAAUUCCAAAUCGCCCGGAAUUCUGUCGCCGAGCAUACUUGAUUUUCCGGCGCUGAUGCUGAGCCCGGUCACGCCGAUCAUCAACGAGGAGGAGAGGGCGAUUGCGGACAAGAAAUUCUACUUCCACCCGUCGCCGCGGACCGCGCCGGAGCCGCCGCAGCUGCUGCCGCUCUUUCCGGUUACCUCGCCGCGGGCCUCUACUUCUUGAUCUCCUUUUGUACAAUUCAUUUUUAAUCUUCCAUCUUUUAGCCAUAAAUGGAUUAAUUAACACAAAAUUGGGCUAAUUUCUAACA